ACUUGCAGCUCUCUGCAGUUCUGCACUCACCUACGUGACAGCACAACAGAGCGCCACAAGGCCAAGGUCUGGAGAGGUCAGCAAUCAAACAGAAGACAUUGUUGUGAUGUUGUUAAGGCAGGUCGGCCCCACUCCGGACCCUGACUCGGCAGCAUGGAGCUGGUCCAGGACACCUCCCGCCCGCCACUGAAGUAUGUGAAGGGGGUGCCUCUCAUCAAGUACUUUGCAGAGGCAAUUGGGCCACUGCAGAGCUUACAGCCCAGGCCCGAUGACCUGCUCAUCAGCACCUACCCCAAAUCUGGCACCACCUGGGUGAGUGAGAUCCUGGACAUGAUCUACCAGGAUGGCGACUUGGAGAAGUGUCAGAGGGCUCCCAUCUUAACCCGGGUGCCCUUCCUUGAGUUCAAGGGUCCAGGGUGUCCCACAGGUAUGGAGGUUCUGAAAGAUACACCAGCCCCACGGCUCCUCAAGACACACUUGCCCCUGGCUCUGCUCCCACAGGCCCUGCUGGACCAGAAGAUUAAGGUGAUCUACGUUGCCCGGAACGCCAAGGAUGUGGCCGUCUCCUAUUACCACUUUUACCGCAUGGCCAAAGUGCACCCUGAGCCCGGCACCUGGGAGAGCUUCCUGGAGAAGUUCAUGGCUGGGGAAGUGUCCUAUGGGUCCUGGUACCAGCACGUGCGGGAGUGGUGGGAGCUGAGGCGCACCCACCCUGUUCUCUACCUCUUCUACGAGGACAUGCAGGAGAACCCCAAAAGGGAGAUUCGGAAGAUUCUGGAGUUCGUGGGCCGCUCCCUGUCAGAGGAGACCGUGGAUCACAUUGUGCGGCACACGUCGUUCAAGGAGAUGAAGAAGAACCCCAUGGCUAACUACAGCACCAUACCCGUGGAGCUCAUGGACCACAACAUUUCCGCCUUCAUGAGGAAAGGCAUCACGGGGGACUGGAAAACCAUGUUCACUGUGGCCCAGAAUGAGCGCUUUGAUGCCCACUACGCUGAGAAGAUGGCAGGCUGCAACCUCAAGUUCCACACAGAGCUGUGAGUGGUGUUCAUGGGACCGCUCCCCAGGGAGUGUGUGCGAGUGGCCCGACAGGGGCCUCAAGAAUAAAGUACAGCUUCUGUUGCA
Myotis daubentonii (Daubenton's bat) is the source of this 1125-nucleotide messenger RNA. Its product is annotated as sulfotransferase 1A1. The record is from RefSeq and is a predicted model, not a curated record. Lineage: Eukaryota; Metazoa; Chordata; Mammalia; Chiroptera; Vespertilionidae. Gene Ontology annotation, molecular function: sulfotransferase activity.